Nannospalax galili (Upper Galilee mountains blind mole rat) is the source of this 2094-nucleotide messenger RNA. RefSeq names its product profilin 2 (gene Pfn2). The transcript has 3 exons. Gene Ontology annotation, cellular component: cytoplasm. Gene Ontology annotation, molecular function: actin binding. The record is from RefSeq and is a predicted model, not a curated record. Bases 131 to 553 code for a protein of 140 amino acids. Gene Ontology annotation, biological process: positive regulation of actin filament bundle assembly; regulation of actin filament polymerization; actin cytoskeleton organization. Lineage: Eukaryota; Metazoa; Chordata; Mammalia; Rodentia; Spalacidae.
GCUCCCCGGAGAGGGGCGGUCGGUGCCUGCGCAGAGCCGCCUCCUCCCCGCCCCCGCCCCGCCUCCGCCGCCGCCGCCGCCGCUGCGCCUCUGCUCCUGCCGUCCCCGCUGCAGUGCGAAGGUCUCGAAGAUGGCCGGGUGGCAGAGCUACGUGGAUAACCUGAUGUGCGAUGGCUGCUGCCAGGAGGCCGCCAUUGUCGGCUACUGCGACGCCAAAUAUGUCUGGGCAGCCACGGCCGGGGGCGUCUUCCAGAGCAUCACGCCAGUAGAAAUAGAUAUGAUUGUAGGAAAAGACCGGGAAGGUUUCUUUACCAACGGUUUGACUCUUGGCGCAAAGAAGUGUUCAGUGAUCAGAGAUAGUCUAUACGUUGAUGGUGACUGCACGAUGGAUAUCCGGACAAAGAGUCAAGGUGGAGAGCCCACUUACAAUGUUGCUGUUGGCAGAGCUGGUAGAGUCUUGGUCUUUGUAAUGGGAAAAGAAGGGGUCCAUGGAGGCGGAUUGAAUAAGAAGGCAUACUCAAUGGCAAAAUACUUGAGAGACUCUGGGUUCUAGCUGCUAGGCAGACUGUUAAGUAUUAGGAGAAAAUUGCUCUUAAAUUUUCCUAGCUGUAAGCUUAAGUCUUAAUUCUGGAAAUUUUAUUAGCAAUGCAGGGUGAUGGGAUAUGAACCUGUGUCUCCUUUGUAUCCCUCUGCUGGUGGGGAAAGGUGUCUCUUUCUGCCCCUCCCCCCCUUAAAUAAUUUGUUCACUUUGUUUUGUUUCCUUGUGUACUCCAGCAUUGGUUAUAGUCAUGGGAAAGGAAGGUGUCCACGGAGGCACACUUAACAAGAAAGCAUAUGAACUCGCUUUAUACCUGAGGAGGUCUGAUGUGUAAGCAGCCUCUCCCCAUCUACCUAGCAACUGUCUUCAUCACUACCCCAAUUAUGGUCACAGUGCUACCAGACUGUAGAUGGUAGCUACUUCUUUAUCUAUUUUCUAAUGUCAUGAUUCCUGUUUGCCCAAAUUAUCAUUUGUAUGUUAACCACUGUAUGUAACCAACCUUUAUCUGGCAUCAUAAUUGCAGCACAAUAAUGAUUUGCAUGAUACCUUGAAAUUGGGGGGAGGGGGCAUGCCAAGUUGGGCAUCACUUUGUCUUAGCAAUUAAUGGGAUAUUGAUUACUAAAAUAAGUUAAUAUUGAGCAAGGUGCCGGUUGUACAAUCUCUAAUUUGAUCAAUGUCUUUUCAGCACUUUGAGCAUUUACUUGGCUCAUUUAGUCUUCCUUUUGUAGCGCAUGGUUGGGAGGAAAAAGUGCAUGCAUCUUUACUUCACUCUUCUCACCCCCUCCCUUUGCACAUAAGGUAUUUGGUUUGCUUCCAUUCUCUUUUGUGCAGUGCCUGGUUUACUUAACCCAGUUAAUACCUCUUUUGUUGAUGAGCUAUUGAGAGCUGCGGUAACUUGCUUUUAAUACUGUGGUUGCACUUGAGAUAAACGUUUUUGUAGUGUCUACAGGACAUAUGAAGAGUGCAACUGUAAACGAAGCAAAAAGCACUUCCUCCCAUGACAUUGUGGUGACCGUACUAAUCAAAUCCCCAGGAACAUUCCACCAUGGCAGUAGCUCGGACUUCCUAUCUUUUUCUUUGCACACCAGCUCUACUCUUUAGUAAAAUUGUAAACGGCUGCCAUUAUGGACAUAGGUACCCAAAUAACCAUCUGGAGUGUGUCCAGUUUAUUCUUCAUAGGACCAAUUUUUAUUUGCAGCUUAGGUUUUUAUAUGAAGUUGCAUUAUUGUGGACUUGGCUGUCUUGUGAUGAAUUUUUUUCAUAUGUAUUCUGUGCCAUACUAUUGUUAAACUGAACUGUUGCUAUUGUGAGAUGGAUUUUCUUUCGAAUGGCACUACUUUAGGGACAUUCUAGUAUUUGCUUCUAUUGUUUGGGCAUUGUGGAUAAUGUACAGAUUUAAAAACAAAUCUUGUUGCUGAUUUGUCCAUUUCUUUCCCUGCACUUUGUUACAUCUGGGAUACAGUCUAACUCAUCUGAUUUAAUAUGCAUUUAAAAAAAUGCCAUAACUAUUAAACACCUUGUUUACAGACAGAUGAAAUAAAUUUAUUCCAACCAAA